Messenger RNA from Trypanosoma rangeli, 4974 nucleotides. RefSeq lists its product as uncharacterized. The record is from RefSeq and is a predicted model, not a curated record. The transcript has a single exon. The coding region runs from base 1 to 4974 and encodes 1657 amino acids. Lineage: Eukaryota; Euglenozoa; Kinetoplastea; Trypanosomatida; Trypanosomatidae.
AUGACAAGAAAGGACUCCGUUGCGCAGAAGCCCACAGCAUCGACGCCACUGCCCCUCUACAAUACCGCAGUGCGGUCUUCCCUGGACCCGCGACCGGUGCUUCUGCGUGUCCCUUUGCUCACACCGAGCUGUCACGAGGCGGAGGACGGUAAUUCGGACAAUGAUGCAAGCUUUCUGCAUGCAGCUGAGCUGCAAAGUGGCCAUGUCGUUGCAGUGGACAGGAGUAGCAGCAGGAAGGCACGACGAAGCGCAGAUGGCUGCGAGGGUACCAACUUGAAAUUCGACAGCGCAAACCUUUCCUUGAUGAUGUCGCCGACACCGCAGCCGCUGUGGCCACAUGCAUCAGAGGUGAGUGUCACACGAGUCCCAGAUAAACACCUCGCCAAGGCACCAUCACCGCCACCUGCCGUUUCCCGGCGCAGUACUAGUGCCAUGUUAGUCUCACCACGACCGUCCCCGCUGAGCAAGGGCGGGAUGAAUGGGGAGAGGCGGGAAGGGCAUGUGCCUCCUUUUGCCCAAGUGUUUCCUGCGGCAUCAAAAGUACAAGAGAGAACUGGCGGUAAAGGUGAUUGUGCAGAGGUUCAGCGGUUUCUCCAGGUUGUUCCUCCACACCCACAGAUAAGAAGCCCACUGCAACAUCUCCUGGUCUAUAACAAUGAGGCACAACGGCAGAGUGAAGGGUCUUCAGUCGGUAAUGUGGGGCUUGUCGCACAAGGGAGUAGGGCGCAAUCGCACAGUAUUGCCGCAUCUGCAUCGUCACUGGCAGAUGAGGUGCAACUACGGUCCUCUUUCAUAAGAGGAGGUGAUUGGCGUUCACAGGUUGAUCCCUGCCGUACGUCGCCGACGUCUCUUCAGUUUUCCUUACCUCGUGAUGACAAGAGCAGUUCCUCCACUGACUCCACUCUUACCGCGCAGCUUCCUUUCAGUAGCACCCGGCGAUGCCUCCAGGGAAGCCGAAUUUCCCCCUUUUCAACUCGGAGGGUUGCCUUUUCGCUGGCGCUAGUAAACGAGGACGGCAGUACCUCUGGUGAGGAUCAUAGAAACGGCACUAAAAGGUCAACCCCACUGCCACCGUUGCGCUCUAGUUCUGUGCCCGUUUGUAGAACGGCUCGGGUUGCGGGUGGUCUAGCCGAUAACGCGCGACCGUCUUCUGCGUUGCACAACUCCUCUACCUUUUCGGUGCGACCCUCUACUGCUGAACCGGUGCAUCUACCUCAACCCAUAAUUCCUGCGAAGACGGAGAUCAUGAAGGUGUAUCAUGCCCUGCAAAUACAGGAGCAAGCGUUGCUGCUGAUGGAACGCGAAGAGAAGGAGCGUCGUGAAAUAACUACCGCCUACGUACACGCCAUACGGGGGUUAAUUGUGAAUUAUACCUUCCAACGCACCUUGCUUCUAGCAGGGGAUGAGAAGACGUUCUCCCCAAAUUCAUGCCCCUGGAAAGAGACGUCCACCACUUUAAAGCGAGAAAGGACAAAAAGAAAGGCUGCGGUGAAGGAGGAGGGAACGACUAAGACGAAGGCUGGUUUAAAAGUAGCCGGCUCACCGCCGCAGUCUUCCAUCACAAAAGCAGCUGGCUCUUAUUCGCCAAAGUUUUCCCCACACCGUAGCGUGGCUCUUGCCGAGGACAAAGGUGCCCGGAGGGAUUUGGUUCCUGCUUGUGUGCAUGACAGAUUUCAUAUGCAACGGUGUCAAGGGACUGAGAAGGAGCUCAUUGCCACAGGAUCUACUAGUGGUAGACGCCCCAUCGUUGACCCCAGCAGUUCUUCUGGGGUUGAAUCCCUUUUUUUGCUAGAGGUUGGUGAAAACAUGAGUUGCGUCGACCAUGCCAUGCGCCUUGUUGAGGGACGGCUUCUUCGUUUUUUUUCAGCAGAGACAAGCGCUCGGCAAUGCGUGGUUGAGGAGGAGGCUCACACGUUUCAUUUCCUUUUACGUUAUCAUCGCCUUUGCGAAAACGCACUUCAACCCGCAGUUAUCUACUUACAGGAGGCAUGCCAGUGGCAAAAUGUUUUGACGGAAGCAACCAAUGAUCUUCAUCGCCUGCAGGAUGCUCGACUUGAUUGGGAGCUUCAGCAGAAUAUAGAGUCUGCCCGUGCUUACGCUCGAAAUGUGGCCGCGCUGAUGGAGCAGGAAAAUCACAUCCGAUUCGUGCGUAUUCAGCAAACAGAAGCUCAAGAAUACCGUCAAUUGGUACAGGUUUUCUACUCAGGGUUGACAGCACUUGCGGAGCUAUGGAUGUGCAACCAGCGACGCCACGUGUGGGAACUAGAGGAAAGGAUGAAAACUAUUGUAUUUCAGGAGGGGGAGGACCGGGAGGCGGUGUGGAUCACUGAGCUCCGACAGAGAGGUGUGCUGUACCGAAGGUUUGAAAAUGAAUAUCAAAUUCGUGCAUCGUGCGCCUGGGAUUCCUCGCCCCCUACACGCGGGAAUAGGGAGGAUGCAGCGGUGGAUGCGUCGAUUGAAUUGAGUGCCAUUGUGGGGGUUCAUGGCGACGACCACUCGUGCGUCAGCCACGUGGAGGGCACUUCUGCAAAUUCCCCGGCGGCAGUGACGAUGUCAAAUGCAAAAACGCCUUCAACCAUGCAAUCUGUUAACAGCAUCGGUGCCCAGCUUAUGACUGUGGCUGCUGCUGAAUAUGACGCUGCCCGAGAGGCUACUUGGUCAAGGAGUGUAAAGCAGGCUGCGCAGGUUGAACGCGAGUUUUUUGAGUGGAACCCGACAUCAAACACUCUCCUCACUGCAACAAACAACACAACGACAGGGACGACUACACUUGUUGUGGGUGGUGAUUCGCAUUUGGUACAUAAUACAUCAAUUAGUGGCCAAGGGGGGCCGCUAGCGCCAUCAUCGCCCCAGCCGCGUAGUAUUCCUUGCUCCGGCACGACCUUGCACUCAGGUCUAUCUUCUCACCGUGAUGCUCUGGCUGCGGCGGAAGCGCGUGAUGAGGAUCAAACCCAACACGAUGAAACCUGCUGCAAUGCUCCCGCUGCCCUGUGUGAGGGGAAUGUAGAUGCAUCUAUAGAAGGAUUAGAUGUAACUCCUGACUCAUCGGGGUUGAACGCCUUGGUGUCAUCCAAUUCAAGUUGUAAGGCGUUGCGCCGCGAUGUUGGUGUCUCAGUGAAUCUGCGGUCUUUCGAAACCUCGCGAGCUGCAGUGAAAGGACAUGUGGCACGGCUGAACCGUCACAUCGUUCCGUGCUCUUUAAAGGAUCAUCGAUGUUGCAACGAGCAACGCCACGAAGUCAGUCUGCUGCCUCAGCGUCAACGCAGCGGUGGCCGAUCACACAUGACGUCGUGCGGUACCCAAUUGACUCCACCCACAAGACGCCCUUAUAGAGAUGAUGUUAUUUUUGUCCGAGACCCACAGAAACCCCUUUCAACAGCCACAAAGAAGGAAAGAAUUCCUGCGGAAGCGACGAUGGGGUUGAGGAAGGAAGUGUCCAAUAGAGCAGUGUUGAGGACGUCGUCUUCAUCCUCGGCGUCGCCCUGUCAAGGCGAGGAUGCGGUACGAGGAGAGGUUUCUCAAGAAGAUGGAACUGAAUUGGGAGGUGGUGAGGAAGGCCUUGAAGAAGUUGAGGUCCUUGAGGACAUAGAUGACUGGAGUCAAGCUUCAGGUGAGGUGGAAGAAGGCACAACACGUAGGGUUGAGGAGGCCCCUUUGCCUGUGCAAUCACCAUCGCUUCAUACUCCCUGCAUUGCUUACCUGACGACAGCAGCAUUGGAGACACAAGAAGCGCAGAAUGAUACCUUGUCCACCAAACAUGUGCGGCGUGAGUGUGACACAUUUCCUGAGUAUUCGCUUUCCACCAUGUUAGACACCACCGCGGCGGUGAGCGUAGACCCAUACGAAAUGGAUGCCCACAGGAUGAAGCAAAAUUGUGCUAUUAAGGUUGAGGAGGCAACCAGUCUUUCCUCUCCAUCCUCAUGCACCCAUAGCGUCAGCCAAAGUACAGGAAUAAAUAGAAUGUCCGAUAAAGGCGUUCAUAACAGCAAAUGCAUGCAUGACGGUGAAAGGUGUGAGGAUAUUUCUCGUUCGUUUUUCACCGAAGUGGAAGCCAAUGUGUUUACUCAAGCUAGGAGAGACUCCGUGGUAUUUUACUAUCCUCCGCUCAACUACAUGCGUCCAACGAUGUCGUGGCGAAGGCAACACGAAGGACUUGAAUGGCCAACGAAGCCUAGUCCGUCGCAGGGACGUAGCCAUAGCGUGAGAUCAAAUUGUAGCGGGCAAACAGGGAGCCAGCGACGGUGGAAGGAAGGCACCCCCACGCAUGUGACACGUGUCCCUCUCGAAGAGGGCCCUGGCGUGUGGGGAGAUGCGGAGAUUCCGCGUAGGCCGUUUGGCUAUGAUGUUUCAGGCAACAAGGCCUACGAGGUGACGAAUACCGUUUGCUCUCAAAUACCCGUCGUCACCACCAUCGCUUCCCCGAUUCGAAGACGAGAUGCGGCAUGUCGCUUCAUGGCAGAAGGAGCUACGACCCGCAGCCCCUCGCAUUCAGGGCGUUCUGUAUCGUGCCCCAGGGAUGAUUUUUCAACGGCAGCAAAGGCAAAAGUAGAAUUUAUGGAAAAAGAAAAUCAGGAGUUUUUUGACGAUCCGAUGACGCUGGCGAACCUUCAUGGGAUCAUCCAGCGGAGAUCUGUCUCACCACGCCAAGCCAGCGUUGCCACGAACGUUGAAACGUUAUUUAGAACUGGACGUUUGCGGUCGAUGACGCCUUCCUAUGUGGAUGCCUUUUAUAAACUUGACCACGAGGCGGCAGGGCGAAAGCGUCUUCUUGCUUCUUUGUGCCGUGGUUCAACGCUGCGGGAGUUGCCUCGAGCUGCGGCGGAGACGACCCCAUAUCGCCAGCACCAUCAACAUCAUCAUCGACGCAGUAGUGAUGGGAACGCUAGUGGUCGUGGUUUGAAGCUGUCUCCAGGGACUUCAUGUGGCAACUUUACGCGUUCGCCGUGGAGCCCCAAACCGAAACCAUGGCGCUGA